UCUCCCCACUUUGGAUAGAACAGCAGUGUAAGAGCAAUCAGUACCAGAGAACGAAAUAUUAUCUAAAUAACAAGUGGUGCAAAUACUACUACAUAGUACCUACAUACACACUUUGUUACAAUCAUGACGAAGCUAAUUUUUCACAAGUUUAUCUUCCAAGUUACCCUUGUUUCCAUUUUUAUUUCAAAUUUGCAACUUGGAAAUGGCCAAACGCCACCCAACGAUCACCAGAUUCGGCUGCAAAGAGUUGUAUAUCCAACAACUCCGACAAUCUCAUCUAGUAGCACAGACCCCAAAACUUUUAGAGACACAGAGCUGAGCUUUUCUAAUGCUGCUGUGAAACAAUUCUGCGCAUAUGGAAUGUGGGCACUGUACAAUACGAUUAACUAUGGCGAGUUAAAAGAAAGAAGCACGUCCGUAAUGACAAUUCGAGGAUCUGCGUUUAACCCAAAGUUUACCUGCGUUCCGUUCGCUAACUAUCCUGACUUAAAGAACACAAAGUCUGUCAGAUUUCUUGGAAAUCCGGUCGUUAAUAUGCCAGGGCUCUUAAUAAUGUCGGAGCCUAAUUGGAUUGGAUUAGAGUUUAAGGAAAACAAUCCUGGCACGACGCCAACACCAACAACGACAACGACUACAACAACGACAGCAACAAUCAUGUCACCAACAGUGCCAACAGUGCCAACACCCCCCGCCGCCCUCGAACCUGCAUCAAUCCCCGUCGACCCACGCAUACUUCUCGGCUCGAUUGCAAUAACUGGAACGACAGGGAUAUGGAAAAUCUGUGAAGAUGUCGCUUGCAAAAUUAAUUUAGUUUGUAUCGAUAUGACGAAACAGCGUUCGGGAUUAUUUCUAAAUAAAAAUGUCCCCAUUGAUAAAUCCAUUGGAUGGCCGGUGUACGUGCGAGCAUAUCAAUUCAGUGCAACAGGAACAUGCGGUGAUGAUGACGGGACUGUACCAUCCACGAGAACGUUAUCAACCCGGAGUUCCGGACCGGGGGGAAAACCAGGCAUUGAGGUUUUGUAAUGCGUAAUGAAUUAUGUAUUAACGAGUCCUAAUGCCCACAUGUAUGUACGUGAACUUGUUAUCAUAAUUAAUUGCAGGUGAAUAAACUAUUUAUUGCGGGUAAUUGAUUAGUUAAUUAAUAAAUGAAUUAGUUACUUAGUUAAUAUAAUGAGGUGCAAUUUUAUAUUCGCAAAUUAUUUCAUUUGUCUCCGGACACGUACACGGUGCAUACAUAUCUACGAUCCGCGCAUAUCUUCAUUUCAUAAUGACACAUACCCUUUAUAUCUGCAUAUUAUUAUGUGCCAUCACCUCUGAGGUUAGGUCUGCCUCCUGGACGGGAUUUAGGCGAGCAAGACAAGACUUCAUCGUAACCGAUCCACCCCCCACGGUGUCAACACUUACUCCGACGACAACCUCAUCGACCCCCACAAUAACCACCGGAAGUUCAGUAAAUUAUACAACCUCGAUUCCACAGGUAGCCCCAGUUGGAACCGUUAUUACCUUAAAUCCAGGCAAUGUAUAUAAUAUUUCCGCAAGAAAUUUUUACUACGGUGGUGGAGAAAUUUUAACCUGGCAAUUUGUGGCAAAUAAUUGUGACUUGUACCUGAGUUGUUCGUGUGUCCCGAUUCCAGCUUCAUGGGAAUGUUUGAAGGGUUAUCUAAAAUUGGACACGGGUUCGAUACUGCACAGCCAAAAAUUCUGUGGAGGAAAUCGUCCCAACGAUUUCACUUCGGACACGGGAGAAAUAAGGAUGAAAUACAAACCGAAUAAAAAACGAGGCUCAUCCGGUCCCGAUUGUCAAGCAGCGUGUGCACCGUUUGGUGCCAAGCACCAAAUAUUGCCAACUGUGGGCUGUGUAGCAUAAUAUUUAGUUGCCUACUUACAUACAUACCUACACUCCCAAGAAUAAUUUUACCCCUUAGAAAAGAAAGUGCAUUCUGAAUUCAUAAUAAAUUAUGUUGAUAUUUAUACAAA
This is a messenger RNA of Folsomia candida, 1977 nucleotides long. RefSeq lists its product as uncharacterized. The coding region runs from base 1268 to 1867 and encodes 199 amino acids. The transcript has 6 exons. The record is from RefSeq and is a predicted model, not a curated record. NCBI's taxonomy places the organism in Eukaryota, Metazoa, Arthropoda, Collembola, Entomobryomorpha, Isotomidae.